Lethenteron reissneri (Far Eastern brook lamprey) is the source of this 1104-nucleotide messenger RNA. RefSeq lists its product as uncharacterized. Lineage: Eukaryota; Metazoa; Chordata; Hyperoartia; Petromyzontiformes; Petromyzontidae. The record is from RefSeq and is a predicted model, not a curated record.
UGUCUACACCCCCACGCGUGGCGGUGUCUACACCCCCACGCGUGGCGGUGUCUACACCUCGAGCUCGCUGCUCGAGUCAGAGCGCAGAGACUGCGGCAGGAGCGGCGGCAUCACCGCGGAGCUGGGCUUGCAGCGAGCGCUCUGCAAGGAGGGACCGGUUCCAUCAUUGACUGUGACACUGCAAGCUGAGCACGCAGAGCCAUGGCUGAAGAUAAGAGAUUCAAGAACAAGACGGAGCAGGUGCGGAUCCUACUGGACGACCUGAAGAAUCUUUCUAGGUUUGACAAUUCCACCAUACCAACCCUGUUGAGGAUGGACAACAUCCGUGAUCCAUACAACGUCAAGGAGAGAUCUGUCCUUGCAAAAACUUUCCACAAGGAAGGGGGGAUAGAGCUGUUCAUGAAGUUGCUGACGUCUGUCUCCCCGGAUGCCUCCAACGUCCCGGAUUCUCUAUGGAGACCCAUGGAGUGGGGCACAAAAAACGUGCUGGCUUACAUUAAAAGCUCAGAUCCUGAGAAGACAUUCGUGGACUGUGGAGGCCUCAAGUUCCUGCUGAGCCUGCUCAAGCACCACGCCUGCCAGGGCCUCGUGCUGCGCUUUGAAUCCCGCAACACGCUGAGGUUUGCUGUUACAACUCUGGCAAACCUGAGCGAGGAGGUGGAGCUGAAGUCGUGCUUCCAUCAAGAGCUGGCGGCGGACGUGCUGGCCUGCUACCUGGACGUGCCCGACGCACCCUGCAAGCUCUCCGCUCUGAACGCCCUGGCCAGGAUCACCACUGAGCAGGACCUGGACAUCAUCUGUAACGCAAAGGGAGCCAUCUCCCUGCUGACGGACAUGGUGAACUGGCCCUCAUACAAUGACUUCACAUUGCUGGAGAACAUCUUAUACUCAUCCAAGAAGCUGGUGGAGACUCUCUCCAUGAUCUCCAUCACAGCCGGCAUCCGCGGGAAGACGCUGCAGUCGGGAGCCGAGCUGGAUCAAGAGGCACUGCAGGAAAUUCUCCCCAAGCUGAGAGAGAAGCUGAAGGUGGAGACAAAGAGACGAGAUUACAGGCUCGAGUGGGGAGACAUCGCCGUUCCCCCAGAACCGCAUCUUUGGGAAUAA